Molecule: messenger RNA, 1310 nt
Organism: Serpula lacrymans var. lacrymans S7.9
Lineage: Eukaryota; Fungi; Basidiomycota; Agaricomycetes; Boletales; Serpulaceae
Exons: 14
Coding region: 138-1157 (339 amino acids)
Source: RefSeq, a predicted model, not a curated record
CUCUCUAACGAUGAGUUCUAACACAUCCUCGCAUUAUCCUCAUAUAGAUCCGCAUCAGUCUGAGUUCUUUGUAGAUCUAUAUUCAUAGCAUCAUUGUGGUUAGUUGUCUGAUAUGUGCCAUCAAGGUCAUUGGGUACAUGUUAGGUUUCGUGUCCUUUGGUAUUCUGAUCAUGCAAUGCUUCAUCUACUAUACCAGGUUCACGAAUGAUUUAUGGUGGUUAAAGUUAUUCGUAUGGUGUAUCGCUUUCUUGGAGUGUUUGAGUUUUGCUUUCACAGUAUACCAAUUCUGGCUGGGCGCAUCGUUGGAAUGUCUUGCUUGUGUGGUGGCUGUGAACGAAGUAACAUGGCCCAUGGGAGUACUUAUUAUUCUGGCAGGACUAAUCGCCUCUUUGGUUCACACUUUUUAUUGCUGGAGGAUCUGGAUCAUGGCUAAGUCUCUUGUCGUGCCGUGUGUGGCAAUGUUGUUGUCACUCGUGCAGUUUUCGUUUGCUGUAGUUGAAGGGUUGACUCUUAUCCAUCCAGGGGGGCAGGAUGUUGGACUUACUAUUGCGCACGCUAUAAGUAGUACCUGGGUGAUAGGUAGUUGCCUUUGUGAUAUUAUCAUCACUAUUCACACCAUAAGACUGCUUCUAAAGAAGAAAUCGGGCACAAAAUUCAAAAGGACUCAGUUUCUCGUCGUGAAAUUGGUGAAAUUGACCAUUGAAACAGGAAUGGUCACUGUUGCAGUGACCUUGAUAGCAGCAGUGUUCUUAUUCGUGAACUUCUGGUCUUAUUAUUCAAUCUUUACUUUUCUGUCGGCAUUAUAUGCCAAUUGCCUUUUGGCUUCUUUGAAUGCUCGUAUCCUUAUCCAAAAUUCGUCUAAUCACUGUCAAGUAUCAACAUUACUUUUUGAUGGUCAUGGUGGCGAAAUUGAGGGCUCCAAUGAUAACGACUUAAAUGCUACGCCUAGGCCUUUCCAUAAUCCAGAAAUAUUACCUUUACACCGCCAAAGUGCCAUGCCCUUAGAGAGAGUUUUGUCAUCAGACAUUCGUAUAGGAGGAUCCGAGGUUGUGGAUGAUCGCUCGAAGGAUAAUAUUCCGACUAUCAUAUCCCUUCCUCCCAUCCAUCAUGAUGCCCGCCAGUGGGAAAUGACAAGCUUGCCCUGGGUAGAUCGAUAAAUAAGGAUGUAAAACUGAAACCCCCCGAUGAAAAUGGUUGUGUAUCUGCGGGAAUUCUGUACAUCCCUUAUGAUUUGUGCAUGUUUUCAUCCAUGAUUGCUCCAAAGCUUCGCCAUCUUCUACAGUUUAUGUUAUCUAAUAUCAGAAUCAUUG